UGGCGAUACGGCGCGCAGUCUGAAGUAUACCAAUCCUACAACAUUGAAAAUUGAGGAAUGGAUGUCACGGGCUGCUGAAUAUAGUACCUGGCAUGGUGUACCACAAUCAACUGAUAAUUUCAUCAUCAAUACUUUUUAUGACUACGAGUUUAUUUGGAUGAAUGAAAGAAAUGACACACUUUAUGCUGGUAUGUACUAUACAGAAGAUAACGACAAUUCUCCACUGUUUUUUUACUCAAUAAACGGAGUUAAUUUUACAGGUAGCAAAAAUCCAACAAACGCGUCAAGUGUAACUUUUGCUAAAUAUAUAGAAGUUAUCUUUUAUAUGUCAGAAAACUGUGAUAAUUCAAGUGUUAACCAACAUUCAGCUGAAUGUCCAGGAAAGGUCCCUCCAAUCAUACAAACUCCACAGACAUCUAUAUCGUUUAUCAACCGUGACAAUGUGACUCUCGUGUGUGCAUACCUUUCAUAUUAUACAGUACUCGAUGUGCGUUGGAACUUCGACUCUUCAGAAAACGGCAUCCGUAUAAUUAUAACCAAUGACACAGACCAUACAAAAUACAGUGGGUCAUCAACCCGAGCACCUUCAUUAACUAUCCAUGCUGCAGAUCUGUCUAACCAGGGAAACUACACCUGUUCUAUGAAAAACCGAUACGGAUGGGCAGAGGGAAGUGUGAUACAGAUAAAAAUGUUAACAGAUACCAGUCUCUGUCAGUGUCCAUGUUCUCCAGUCAAGAAUGGGUCAAACUACACAACAGACGAAUUGCAAGUCAUUCUUUCGUCAUCGCUUAAGAAAUUAGAAAAGGAACUAAAAGUUGACAAAAAACUGUUAUCGUCGUAUGUCAGUAAACAUGUGUCUGCAUCGGAUGAUAGACAAUCGUCGCGGUCAUUGGGAAUCGGAGGUAUUGUCUGCCUUUGUUUGAUGGGUGCAGCUAUUCUAGGAAUGGAUUUGAUGUCAAUCAAACGUCAUACUGCUACUGCCAAAGGAAUAUGCUUAGGUAGACCAUAACAAAAUUUAAACGAAUGACACACAUUUAACAUAAUGCUUUAUUGGUGGAAAAGCAGAAUAAUGCUAUUACAUUAGAAUAUUUUCAAUGAAGUAACAUGCUAAUUGUAUGAAAGAGGCGCCAUUAUGGUAUAUUUUGUAUUAUAUACUAUUGUUUGACCCUUCUCAUUCUCAUUAAGAUACCCACUAAGUAUCUCUCACUCGAAUAAAGCAUUUAGUUUGUACUUGUAUCGGAUAAUAAAAACUCAUCAUAGAUACUCGGCUUAAACUUGUGUACCGUGCCAAACGUGUUUCGUCUAUAAAUAAAGGCAACAGUAGUAUAUCGCUGUUCAAAACUC
Molecule: messenger RNA, 1344 nt
Organism: Mytilus trossulus (common blue mussel)
Lineage: Eukaryota; Metazoa; Mollusca; Bivalvia; Mytilida; Mytilidae
Exons: 6
Coding region: 62-1009 (315 amino acids)
Source: RefSeq, a predicted model, not a curated record